GACCAUGUUGAGACAUUCUCUACAUCUAUAGAGCAACAGCAGGAAGAUCACAGAGCUAAGAGGUCUCACCACUGCCCACAUUGUGAGGAGAUUUUCCCAAUUCUAUCAAAGUUCAAAAUACACCUAAAAAUACACAAAGGAGGGAAUCUGUAUUUCUGCACUGACUGUGGGAAGAAUUUCACAACAUCAAAGGCUAUGACAGUUCAUCAGAGAGUACACACAGGAGAGAAGCCUUACUUCUGCUCUGACUGUGGAAAGAGUUUCUCUCGACGGGGCGACCUAAAAACACAUGAACGUAUACAUACAGGAGAGAAGCCUUACUCCUGCUCUAAUUGUGUAAAAUGCUUCAACACAUCAGGUGAGCUAAAAAUUCACCAGAGAACACACACAGGAGAGAAGCCAUACUUUUGCUCUGACUGUAGGGCGAGGUUCUCUCAACUGAGCCACCUAAAACAGCAUGAACGUAUACACACAGGAAAGAAGCCGUACUCCUGCUCUGACUGCGUAAAAUGCUUCACAACAUCAUCUGAACUAAAAGUUCAUCAGAGAACACACACAGGAGAGAAGCCUUACUUUUGCUCUGACUGUAGGGCGAGUUUCUCUCAACUGGGAAACUUAAAACAACAUGAACGUGUACACACAGGCGAGAAGCCUUACUCCUGCUCUGAUUGUGGAAAGAGUUUUUCUCGACGGGGCCACUUUAAAACACAUGAGCAUAUACAUACAGGAGAUAAGCCUUACUCCUGCUCUGAUUGUGGAAAGAGUUUCUCUCGACUGGGCGAUCUAAAAAUACAUGAACGUAUACAUACAGGAGAGAAGCCUUACUCCUGCUUUAAUUGUAUAAAAUGCUUCACAACAUCAGGUGAGCUAAAAGUUCAUCAGAGAACACACACAGGAGAGAAGCCAUACUCCUGCUCUGAUUGUAGGGUGAGUUUCUCUCAACUGAGCCACCUAAAACAGCAUGAACGUAUACACACAGGAGAGAAGCCUUACUCCUGCUCUGACUGUAGGAAGAGUUUCUCUCAAUCGAGCCACCUGAAACAGCAUGAACGUAUACACACAGGAGAGAAGUCUUACUCCUGCUCUGACUGUGGAAAAUGCUUCACAACAUCAUCUGAGCUUAAAGUUCAUCAGAGAACACACACAGGAGAGAAGCCUUACUUCUGCUCUGACUGUGGGGCGAGGUUCUCUCAACUUGGAAACUUAAAACAACAUGAACGUAUACACACAGGAGAGAAGCCUUACUCCUGCUCUGACUGUGGGGCGAGUUUCUCUCAACCGUGCAACCUAAAAAAUCAUAAACGUAUACACACAGGAGAGAAGCCUUACUCCUGCUCUGACUGUAGAAAGAGUUUCUCUCAACUGGGCCACUUAAAAAGACACCAAGGUAUACAUAAAGGAGAGUAGCUACGACCAGCGAUUAGUCACUCCACUUAAUUCUUCUCAUAAAAUAAUUUGCAAUGUUGAAUUGGAUCAAAUGAAGAACAAUGCAGAGAACAGGGAGCGUUAUGGAAUGAUCAGUGAGCAUCUUGGCAAUUUUGCUGACAGUUGUGAAUCUGAUGCAGCCGAAGAGCUACUGCCCCUUUACCUGGGAAAGCACCGAACAACAGACCGGGAUGUUGGACCAUCGAAGAGGUGCAAAUAUGAUGAAACCUACAUUGAUUUGGGGUUCACUUAUAUUGGGAAUAGUGCCUUUCCUCAGCCAAAGUGUGUUUAUAGCUCACAACUGAAACCUUCACUCUUGCGCAGACAUUUUGAAAAAAAGCAUGCCAAAUUGAAAAAUAAGCCACAGGAGUUUUUUGAGCAAGAAUUAAGACAACUUUCGAGUAGUAAGACACCUAUUAAAGCAACAGAUGCCAUUAAUAAGAAGGGGCUAGAAGCGUCUUAUACGGUGAGCUUCCGAGUGGCAAGGACAGGCAAGCACCAUACUAUUGUGGAGGACUUCAUUCUUCCUGCUUCUGUGGAUAUGGCUGGAGGAAAGGCCCAAAAAAACUAUACCGCAUCGGUGACAUGGCGAGAUGUUUUGAUACAAUUACUGCUUCGUAUAUACAAGCCAGUGAAUUCUAUGGAUUACAGCUGGAUGAGUCAACAGACAUGGCGGGCCUGGCACAGCUCCUGGUAUAUGUCCGUUACGUUUUUGGGGGGUCAAUUAAGGAAGACAUCCUCUUUUGCAAACUACUGGAAACCAGGACAACAGGAUAUCUUUUUAAAGUACUGGACAGCUUUGUGACAUCAAAUGGACUUUGGUGGUCAAGUGUUGGUAUCUGUACUGAUGGCGCGAAAGCCAUGACAGGGAGACAUAAUGUGAUCUUGCGAAACAUCUGAGUGAAUUGGGUGCGCAAUUACACAGGUACUUUCGCGAAACUGAUGACACAAACAGCUGGAUUCGUUAUCCCUUCUAUGCCCCGCCUCCAGUCCACUUACCGAUAUCUGAUCAAGAGAGCCUCAUCAAAAUGACAAAAAGCGGAUCUGUGGAAAUGGAAUUUAAUCAGAAGCCACUGCCAGAUUUCUGGAUUUGGAUGCGCUCAGAGUAUCCUGCCUUGGAAAAUUGCGCUGUUAAGACUCUGAUGCCCUUUGCGACCACGUACUUAUGUGAGAGUGAAUUCUCGGCCCUGACUAGCAUAAAAACUAAAUACAGGUACAGACUGUGUGUGGAAAAUGAUUUAAGACAGACUCUCCAAUACAACCCAACAUUGCUAUGUGCAUCCUCUCAAGCACAACCUUCUCAUUAACCUGUGGUGAGGUAUUCACCAUUUUCAAUUAACAAGUAAGGUUUUAUAUGUAAAAUGGUUAAAUAAAGAACAUAAUGUAUUAUUAUUUGUGUUCUGGUCCUAUAAGAGCUCUUUGUCACUUCCAACACGCCGGGUUGUGACGACAACUCACACUCAUUUCUUAUGUUUAAUAAAUGUAUCCUAUUGUGUGUGUGUGUGUGUGGCUUACAAUAUUUGAGUGCGCUGACCCUGGUGCUAGAGGGGGUACGCAGCUCGAGGUUGAAUGUUUGAAGGGGUCCGGGACUAUAAACAUUUUGGGAUCCACUGGUCUAGAUAAUCCCAGUUCCUGCUGUGUCAUGCUGAUGGGAAGACUAGGCUAAGGAGAACCAUGCAUCCAUGCCAUGUGUCAGCAUUGCAGGCUGGUGGUGUGGGGUGUGUUUUCAGGGCACACAUUGGGCCACCUUGAUAAAAGUGGAGCAACAUUUGAAUGCCACAAGAUGUCUGAACAUCAUUGCUGUGGGUAUGUUUUUCAACGGCAGGGACUGGGAGACUAGUCAGGAUCGAGGAAAUUAGCAAAGUACAGAGAGAUUCUUGAUGAGAACCUGCUACCGAGUGCUCAGGAACUGUUGAGUAACUGUUGAAGUUAAUGUUUGUACAAUAAUUUGUUCUGGGCAACAUCUUUUCUUGUGUAUAAUUUUAAAUUAAACAAACUGUUUUAAAUGAUAUGGUGUCUAUAUAUAAACCAAAUUUGAUCCCAUUCACAUUCUCACAAACAAAUGGCCCACACUGUGUGUAUAUAUAAUUGUUGACGUCCGAUGGUCAUUCUUAUGGUGGGUUGCAAAAUGCAGGAUCCUUCCAAGUUGAACCCACCAGAUGGGGACCGACAUGACGGUCCUGUGAGGAUCAGGUUACAGUGGAUCCCGGUUCUUCUAAGUAUAGAGGUAUCGAUGGGGGGGUUUAUGACCUCACGCCCAUCUUAAAUUAUAAUGCAACAGCCCAACUCUAUUCUGUUCUCUAAUGUGUGAGACUGGAAUGUCUGUGUGCCUUAGGAAGAGUUUACAGCCCAAAACUACAGAGCAUCAAAUAAAUGGACAUGUAUAUUUGAUCAGCCAAAUGGUGGAAACAAUGAUGGAUGGAAUAUGAAUAUGAAUGUACAUUUUAUGUUAUUAAAAGUUGAGGAUGUUAUUACAAAAACAUUAACUUUAAGAGUUUUCAUAAUGUAUAUGUGAUGUUUACAUACUUUGUGUAGAAAAUAUCCAGAUGAAAGAGAAUGUUUUGGUGAUGAUAAGGCUGAUUUUAGUUGUCCAAACGAGAUCACAGAAAAUCCUAAUACCUUGUAACUAGCUACACCCAGAGAGUGUGUCAUAAAGAUGUAAACGCCCCUUUCUACUCUAGGGUAUAAAACAUGAGUUAAGAAUUUACAUAUCAGACUAAGUUGAACAUGCACUGCAGCCGAGGUCUACGACUAGUCGUGACCCCAAAACGCAACACGAGGUUGAAGACAAAGUAAAUCUCUGAACAAUCAAGUUUAUGGUGGAGUAGCUAUUCUUAGUACUGUAUCAAGGAAGUUGAAUUUAAGCAGAACCAUCUGGCUAUUCUUUUCAAGUCACCGGUUGUCUACAUGGCCCUCUUACCCACGCCGGGAGCAUCGACACGGCUGAUUAGCCUCCUCAGAAGCCCACUCUCACAGAACGAGUGCAAGGAAACUGACAACUAUGAGAAAGGACAUUGUGACAGUUUGGAGAAUCGGAGACUUGCACCUGAAGACGAAUGAACAAGGCGUUGGCCAAACCUUUCCCACUAAGCGGAACUCGACCCACGAAGAGACACCCAACAGUGACCUUCAACACAUAAAUACAUGCAUUACACUUUUAACCCAUAACAGGGGCAGUUAUGCUGUUAGGGCUGAAACUAAGCAUAGUUUACAAAUGUAUCCAAGUGUUGAAUUUCUCUCUUGCUCUUUCUCUCUAUGUAAAUCUUUAUCUUGUGUUGGUCCACUAGGGACCUGUUGCCAUUGUAUGAAGUUCUAACCAAUAACCUAGACUGUUUGUGUAUAUGUAUCUUAUGUUAUCGUUUAGCUUGUUAAUAAAUAAUCAACUCAA
This is a messenger RNA of Oncorhynchus kisutch (coho salmon), 4813 nucleotides long. Its product is annotated as zinc finger protein 271-like. Gene Ontology annotation, biological process: regulation of immune system process; negative regulation of transcription by RNA polymerase II; regulation of cytokine production. Gene Ontology annotation, cellular component: nucleoplasm. The record is from RefSeq and is a predicted model, not a curated record. The annotation marks the transcript as partial. NCBI's taxonomy places the organism in Eukaryota, Metazoa, Chordata, Actinopteri, Salmoniformes, Salmonidae. The transcript has a single exon. Gene Ontology annotation, molecular function: RNA polymerase II cis-regulatory region sequence-specific DNA binding; DNA-binding transcription repressor activity, RNA polymerase II-specific.